This is a messenger RNA of Sitophilus oryzae (rice weevil), 625 nucleotides long. RefSeq names its product carbonic anhydrase 1-like. The record is from RefSeq and is a predicted model, not a curated record. NCBI's taxonomy places the organism in Eukaryota, Metazoa, Arthropoda, Insecta, Coleoptera, Curculionidae. Gene Ontology annotation, cellular component: cytoplasm. The coding region runs from base 1 to 615 and encodes 204 amino acids. Gene Ontology annotation, molecular function: carbonate dehydratase activity; zinc ion binding. The transcript has a single exon.
AUGGAAUUGUAUAACAGCGGUUUGAAUGCGGUGCUGUACACGAAAUGGAGUGGAGACAAGCAGCCCAAGAUAACAGGAGGACCUAUAGAAAGUGACGUUUACGAGUUUUUCAACAUUAGAUUUCGAUGGGGCAAUACAGAUGACGAUGGAUCAGAACAUAUGGUUAAUACAAAAAGGUACGCUGUCGAGAUGCAAGUUAGUUUUGGACUGAAUGGAAAUUGUAGUUGUUAUAUUAUGGAGUCAGCAAGACAAGGAAAGUUAUUAAUGUUGAGUUACCUCUUCAUGACUACUCCUAUUGAUAACCCAUAUCUAGAACCACUUAUUCAAUCACUGAAACAUCUUAAGUUUCCAAUGAACUGCGUUAUGAUCUGCCCAUUUCCCAUAAAAUUCCUUACACCGGUAUUUUCCAAGAAUUACUUCUUUUAUGAAGGUUCGUUGACUUUUCCUCCUUAUACCGAAGGUGUAAAAUGGAUCGUCCAACCUGAGCCUUUAGCUACUUCGAGCAGACAAGUUAAAAAAUUCAGGAAACUCGGUGGACGUAGUUUCCUACCAAUAACUUGUAAUUCCAGACCUGUACAACUGCCCAAUGGAAGAGAAAUAUUCUUUUAUGACUAAAUAAAAACAU